AUGUCUAGUCAGGUCACAGACACGCAGCCAACCAAGGGAGGCCCGGAGGCUCACCCGGGAGACCAGCAUGAGAUCCCAGGCUUUGAAGAGCAUGGCUCAUUCGCCUCCCUGAAGGACAGGAUCAAGCUGCACUACAAUGUUGCAUCUGAUUACUACUAUUCACUCUGGGGUCAGCACAUCCACCAUGGCUACUUCAGGUCGCCCAGCGAAACCAAGGAGGAGGCCCAGGUCAACCUGAUCAAGUACCUCCUCGAGCUCUCUGUCCUACCCAAGUCAAGCAAUGUUCUGGAUGUAGGUUGUGGAAUCGGCGGUACGUCGCGCUACCUGGCCAAAGAACAAGGCUGCAAUGUGACCGGUGUCACCAUCAGCGGACGGCAGGUCGAGAUAGCUAAACGCCUGACUCUCGCUGAGAAUCCAACUCCUGAGACCAACGCGUCAGCAGAGGCGCUGCCAUGCCCGCCUGGUAGCGUGCGAUUCAUCGAACUAGAUGCUGAGAAGAUGCUGGAGUACUUCUCGAGCAAUGCUGGAGGCAAGCCGGAGAAAGGGUUUGACUGCGUUUGGAUAUCGGAAGCCCUCUCUCAUUUUCCCAACAAACCCCUAUUCUUCAGUUCCUCGUUCGAACUUUUAGCCGCCGGUGGGACGUCACGGCUCGUGAUCGCAGACUGGUUCAAGGCGCCCAACCUCACCGAGGAGCAGGACAAGUCAGAUAUCAAGCCGAUCGAGGAUGGGAUGCUGUUGCCCCCCUUGUGCACAGCUGAUGACUACGUAGAGAUGGCAACCAAGGCUGGAUUCAAAGUAUCCAAGGGACCGGUAGACAUUAGCAAAGAUGUUGCUAAGACGUGGGAUAUUUCCUGGUCUCUGGUCUCCUCGCCGUCUCUGUGGGCCUUUGCAAUCUCUCAAGGCAGAGAUGGACUCGCAUUCUUGCAGGCAUUCAGAGCGAUGCGCAGGGGUUACGCCAAUGGAACGUUCAGAUACGCCUUGAUUGUGUUUGAGAAGCCAUGA
Molecule: messenger RNA, 1002 nt
Organism: Neoarthrinium moseri
Lineage: Eukaryota; Fungi; Ascomycota; Sordariomycetes; Amphisphaeriales; Apiosporaceae
Exons: 3
Coding region: 1-1002 (333 amino acids)
Biological process (GO): methylation
Molecular function (GO): methyltransferase activity
Source: RefSeq, a predicted model, not a curated record